UAUUCUGCAAUGAGGUUGUGAGCAAGUGCAUCCCUGACUCCGCCCCAGACAGCCCUCCUCGCUCGUGAUUGGCUAAACCCGCCACAUGCCGCUCGGAUACAAACCAAUGAGAAGCCCACUGGGCGUCACGUGACCGCGUGUUUCAGGAAGUCGGGAUACGGGCCAGUUUGAAAUGUUGAACGCAUAUGAUGAGUUUGAAACGCGAUUGAGCGGGUUUCUGUGAGGCAGAAGGGGAGACGGUUUUACAUUUCUGCCCUCUGACAUGCGUCUCCACGUCAUUCUCGCCGCUGUCUGUUGGUGUGGCUUCGUAGACUCGCGGAAAAUAAGAGGAAUAUCUUCGUCCUACAAGCGGUUCUACAGGGAGAGGAAGUCCUUCCUGUGCAUCGAUGGGUCCAAAGUCAUCCCCUUUGAGCAGGUGAACGACGACUACUGUGACUGUGAAGACGGCUCCGAUGAACCAGGCACCUCCGCCUGUCCUCGUGGCCGAUUCUACUGCACCAAUCUGGGUUUCCGCCCACACUACAUCCCGUCUUCGCGAGUCAAUGAUGGCAUCUGCGAUUGCUGCGAUGCUUCAGACGAAUACAACAGCCACGCUCACUGCCAGAACACUUGCUGGAAUCUGGGACAGAGAGAGCGAGCGUACGUGGAGGGCCAGAUGAGGACCUUGGACGAGGGUUUGCAACUCAAGCAGCAGCUCAUUGAGGAGGGUGUGUUGCUCUGGAGGGAGAAACAGUCUCAACUCCGAGAGCUUCAGCAGGCGGCUGAGGACUUGCAGAUUAAAUUAGAGGACCACAGGAGGAGGAAGCACGAGGCCGACCGACGCAAAGAGCAAACACUGAAGGCACUGGAAGGGGGAGACGGCGGUCUGAGACGUCAGAACAGCACAGUAACCGGCAUUUUCAAGUUACUGGACAGCAAUAAAGAUGGCAGUUUAACAGUCGAUGAAGUCCAGGCUAAAGUGGCACUCGUCCAUGAUGAGGAGAGGGUUCUGUCUGAGGAUGAGGCAGUGGCGUUGUUGGGAGGAGGCAAUCAGAUGGAUCUCACCAAGUUUCAGCACACACUCUGGGACAUCCUGACAAAAGGAGACAGUGUCAAGAUCAAAGACACACUGGGAGCACCAGGCAGUCCUGCAGGUGAAGAUCCUCACUUAAAGGCAGUUGACAGAGCUGCAGAGUGGGAGGCUACCAAUCUAAAGAAGGUAGAAGAAGCCUAUGAGACAGUCAACAUGGAAAUAAGUGAUCUCCAGAAGAAGCUGGCCCUGGACUAUGGAACAGAUUGGGAGUUCCUGUUUUUGAACAGCCAGUGUUACAAGCUCAAAGUAUAUGAGUACACUUACACCCUGUGUCCGUUCAAUCAAGUCACUCAGAAGAGCACUGCAGGAACAGAGGUCUCAUUAGGGAAGUGGGGGAUGUGGGCAGGGACACCAAAGAACCAGUACAGUCAGAUGGUGUAUGAGAACGGAGAACCCUGCUGGCAAGGAGGCUCACGCAGCACCACAGUCACGCUGACAUGCGGAACGGAGACAGCCUUGCGAUCGGUGAAGGAGCCCAGCAAAUGCCAGUACAUCAUGGACUUUCAGACUCCUGUGGCCUGUCAGCCGGUGCUAAAGCAGCGGGGCAUACACAGUGAACUGUGACCCUUCCCUUCCCUUCCUGGCCUAGCCUAGAUUCAUCUGGCCCUCCCCUACCCCCUUGGCUAGCCUGCGGUGACAGGCCGGGGUCCUGAGGGUCCCCUCUGACAUCUGUGUUGUCAGAACAUAUAUACUUCCAAAUAAGUCUUGCUAAGGUCAGAAUCAGAUUUUCAGUUACACUGCUGCUAGACGACUUUAGCUCUCAUUGAUUGUUACAGUGCUGCUUUAAAAUGUUCCACGUUAUUUCUUUAAUACAUCGAAUGAUUCAGUAUUCCAACAUCACAGUAUAUACCUGACACGUGUUCACACUGAAGGACCGACUGAAUUACAGUGUAAAGAAUCCAACAGAGUGAAACUAGAUCAGCUGCAGAGUGUAGCGACAUCGUCACUGAUGUAACUGCUGUUCGAGAUGACGGCUCAUUCAUGAGCAUGAAUAAAAGGAACGUGUCCUUCUGCUGCACUAAACUGUAGAGCCUCAGUUAUUCACUUACUAAAGGACAUGUCGAAUGAUAGUAUACAUUUUUCACCAUGAAAAGACCAAAAAUGAUUUGAUUCUCCUUACAAGUCUUACUUGCUUACUAGCUUAGCAUAGAGCUCCAUUUGAUCAUGAUGAGUCCAACCCUGAGCUGCGAAGACUCAACACAGCGCAAAGUGUGUAUAAAUCCACCGCUGAAAGUGAAGUAGUCCCCAGAGAAAUGCACUGUUUACUCGUCUGUUUUAGGAAAUUAUUCAGCCUUUUUUAAAAAGAAAAAAGUUAGAGUUAACUAUAUAGUUAUUGUUUAUCAUUAUACUGCCAGACAAUAAAAGGCCAGGGCCUUGGUGUCACCAACAGGGUAGUGAAGUCACAUAGUAGUCCAAUUAAAGGGUAACUCCAUUAAAUUCACACAUUAAAGCAACGUUAUGUAACUUUUUGACCUUAAAAUAACAGCAUCAGAAUCAUGUUGAUGGUUCAGUGUCUAGUAAUAUGGUGAGUUCAUCACUUGUUCCUGCUCUGUGUAACUUCAGUGAGACUUCAGUUACACUCACAUUUACUCCAACACAAAAGUAGUAUUAAGCCCUUUGUAGCUCCAGAAGAAGCUGCGUGUGAUCUGGUGAAUUACCUCCAGUGACGCUGUUGCAUUGUGGGUAAUGUAGGCACCAGGUUUUGUAAAGGAAGAAGAAUGUGUGGAAUUAAAAAUAGGGUGAUACCCCCUGUUCUGCUAUCAAUUAAGAGGAGUGCAAUGUUAAACCAUUGGACUGCUUUUUUUUUAAAAAAAACCUGGUGCAUUACCUACAUUACCCACAAUGCAACUUAGCCAGUGACUGACAUCACUGGAGACAGUCAUCGGAUUCCCUGCAGCUUCCUCUGGAUCUGUAAACACACUUUAACGUGUGAUGUUGGUGGAGUUGCCCUCUGAGCGUCAGCAUCAUGUAGAUAUCUGAAUAAAUCUAGUGACAUUGCCAGUAAUGUAACUGCUGUAAUGAAUAACUGCUUAAGCACAAAUAAAAUGAUUGUCUUAUUUUA
Acanthopagrus latus (yellowfin seabream) is the source of this 3134-nucleotide messenger RNA. Its product is annotated as glucosidase 2 subunit beta-like. Gene Ontology annotation, cellular component: glucosidase II complex. The coding region runs from base 263 to 1636 and encodes 457 amino acids. The record is from RefSeq and is a predicted model, not a curated record. Gene Ontology annotation, molecular function: protein binding; calcium ion binding. The transcript is spliced from 15 exons. NCBI's taxonomy places the organism in Eukaryota, Metazoa, Chordata, Actinopteri, Spariformes, Sparidae. Gene Ontology annotation, biological process: N-glycan processing; liver development.